This is a messenger RNA of Botrytis byssoidea, 339 nucleotides long. RefSeq lists its product as uncharacterized. Bases 1 to 339 code for a protein of 112 amino acids. The record is from RefSeq and is a predicted model, not a curated record. NCBI's taxonomy places the organism in Eukaryota, Fungi, Ascomycota, Leotiomycetes, Helotiales, Sclerotiniaceae. The transcript is spliced from 3 exons.
AUGAUCAAGCAAAGUGAUUCGGGGUACGGGCCCGAGUUUUUGUUUGGCCGACGAGACGAGAAGACAAAGCUCGCAACCUCAAGGUUGCCAAAUGAAGUUUACUCGGCUAUCCUCACGAUAGGAGGGCUGCGGCAAGGAGAAAAAUUCUGGGAGACAAUCGCCCAUUCUCCGCCUGAUACUUCAGGUCAUGAUUCUUCGGAAUGCACCGAAUGGUUCUUUGACAAGUCUAGUUUUAUAGCCUCCAGACGAAAUGUAGCCAAAGGGUACAACGCGAGGAGAGCAGCCGUUGACCAAUGGAUGUUGUUACUCGCUCCUGUUGCGAUGUAUAUAAGAGCAUGA